Heterocephalus glaber (naked mole-rat) is the source of this 2981-nucleotide messenger RNA. RefSeq names its product prodynorphin (gene Pdyn). NCBI's taxonomy places the organism in Eukaryota, Metazoa, Chordata, Mammalia, Rodentia, Bathyergidae. Gene Ontology annotation, molecular function: opioid receptor binding. Gene Ontology annotation, cellular component: neuronal cell body; axon terminus; plasma membrane. Gene Ontology annotation, biological process: chemical synaptic transmission; neuropeptide signaling pathway; sensory perception. The record is from RefSeq and is a predicted model, not a curated record.
CUCUGAGCCUUUCUCUUUCUUCCUAGAUUUGUCUUCAUUGCUUCUCAGCUCUGCGACAUUGCCUCUUUCUGUUCCCAAUUCUCUCUGUUUCACUCUGUGUCUCUCCAUUUGUCUCUGUAUCUAUCUGGCUGUCUGACUCUGUUUAACUGUUGCCUCUCACUAUUUCUCCAUCUCUCUUUCUCUAACUCGCCCUGUCUCUCUCUUCCCCUACCUCUGUCUCCUUUUGCCUGUGACAUUCUCCUGGAAAUGCAUCAAACACUGAAGUGGCCGGAUUUCAAGUGACAAACAGCACUACACCCAGAAUCCACUCCCACCCACAACCGGCUGCUCCCUCCUCCACAUCACGAAGAGAAGCUAUUGUGUCAGGCGGGAGUUGAGUGGAAGGGCCUGGGGGUCUGAGCUCUGACUGCUCUGAGCUACUUCCUUCCCCAUUGGCUCUGAGCAGCCUGUGCUCAGCGAGGGCUGAGCGACAGGGGAGGCUGUAGUCCAUAAAAGGGGGGAUGAAGCACCAGAACUGGCAUUCUAAGGGGCUUUGGUAGCGCUCAGCUCGCUUUCUGGCACCUCUCUGAGCUGGAGUCAGGGCUGACUCUUGGACUGGCCACCUGCCACUACCCUACAACCUGUUCUGCCAGAAGCCAUCCAAGGACAAAGCAGCGUGCAGGUCAUUUAUCCUCAGGUUUUGAGUUCUGCCUGGAGGGAGCUCUUCAGCAGCCCCAGCUGGAAGAACUGAGAGGAAUGGCGUGGCAGAGGCUGGUGCUGGCCACCUGCCUCCUGGUGCUGCCCUCUGCCUCAGCAGAAUGCCUGUCCCAGUGCUCCUUGUGUGCUGUGAAGACCCAGGAUUGGCCCAAACCCAUCAAUCCCCUGAUUUGCUCCCUGGAAUGCCAGGACACCUUGCUGCCCACCGAGGAGUGGCAGCGAUGCCAGGGCAUCCUGUCCUUUUUCACCCCCUCUGCCUUCAGGUUCAGGGGCCAGAAUGGCCUGGACAGCAGGGCAGCUUUGGAAAAGGCCUCCAUGGAGCUGGUCAAGCAUGCUGGGCCUUUCCUGCAGGAGCUGGAGAAAAGUGGACUCCUCUCCAGCACCCCUGCAAAGGACAAGCUCAGGGGUCUCUCUGGUGGGUUCGGGGAAGGCAUGGAGUCUGACGCAGUGGGAGCUUCCCAGCUACACGGUGGUGCUGUGGAGGCUGCAGCUCUCAAUUUCGAUGAGGACCCCAAGGAGCAGGUCAAACGCUACGGGGGCUUUCUUCGCAAAUAUCCCAAGAGGAGCACAGAGGUGGCUGGGGAGGGCGAUGGGGAUGAGGACAGUGUGGGCCACGAGGACCUGUACAAACGCUAUGGGGGCUUCUUGCGGCGCAUCCGUCCCAAGCUCAAGUGGGACAACCAGAAGCGCUAUGGUGGUUUUCUCCGGCGCCAGUUCAAGGUGGUGACACGGUCACAGGAAGACCCCAGUGCCUACUCAGAAGAGUUUUUUGAUGUGUAAACAUGCCCUCAUCCUGCAGCUGAGUCAGGAGCUUCCCCUCAUACCUUCCCAUAUUGGAGCACACUCACUCCCCUCUUGUGUGUACCCUGUUCCCACACCCAGCUCAUCACCAUCUACAAAAUAUCCAAGCCCAGCUCACCUCUCUCCUUCCCCAAGUGCACUAUUUGCCUGAGGUCAGUGACAGAGAAAAGUGGAGGUCCCCCUCUGUUGGGAUCAGUGCUGGACUCACACCCCUACACCUCUAAGCUACUACCAGCAGCAGCUUUGGAUAUCAGUCUCCCUACUCUGUUCUAGUGACUCCCCAAUUCCAGGAGUCCAGAGUGAAUUGCUCUUUCUACAUGUAGAUCUAUGAUGAUCAAGCUUUACAGAUCAUACGCCCCUCCCAGAAGAAAAAUGAGCACCCGCUCCAUGCAGAUAGUAUACAUAUUACCAUAAAACCUGUGCAGAAUAGAAAUUUAAAACAAGAGAGAUAAACAUAAACAGAAAUCUCAACAUUGUAUUCUCAAACCCCAGAGAUCUCCUUAUGCACCCCACUUUGGAGACCAUACAUUAGGUGAAGAGCCUGAACACUGGCUUUUAUUGGAGCAGGAAUUCUGACACUGGAGAGCCCAGUCUUCUGGUAGAUUAAAUGUUCAGUCUGUGUACUCUGAGUUCUCAUCAUUUAGAAAUGCAUCUCUUGAAGAGCUGAGCUACUGAAUGCAUGUUCAUGUUGGUACCCUGGACUGUGCCCACCUCACAGAAGAGGAAAGGAGUGGAAACUGUUCCUCGGUGGCAGAGAGCUCUUCUGAACACCCAGAUGAUCACAGAGGGAGCAAAGCAAACCAAUUUGUUCUGUGCAACAAGCUCAGAAUGUGGACCAGUUCCCCUGGCCCUCGUUAAGCUAAUUAAACGGAUUGGUAUCACACUUCUACCCCAUGAUGAACUGAAGCAGUUGGGCUGAUGAGGUUAAACACAGCCAUGUUCUGGAGCAGCUGAACUGGCUGCCAGGAGCCCAGCCAUCUGGCCCAGCAUAUGCACUGGGCAAUGGAUCAGGGAGUCCAGAGGCAGCGGAAAGAAAGAGUGCCCCUCCUCAACCCAACAUAACAAUUCUUCCCUCUUAAUGCCUCCAAAUAAAACAGAAAGGGGAAUGAAAUGAUUGUUUGAGGGCAAGUGAGUUCCCCUGAUUCAAAUAACCCAGAAUCAGAGACAGAAACCUGAUGUGUUGGUUUCAAAGUUCCUUCUCUCUCUCUCUUUCUCAUCCCCAAGCACUGUUGGGGUUUGUGGGACAAGGAGAUGGGCUGGAUAGGAGAGGAAAUGGACUUGAGUCUGGAUACUUUGUGUAAGGUGCUUUGAGCACCCCUCUUCAAGCCCAGCCCCCCGGUCUCUCUUUCUGAAAUGUACAGAUUGUUCUAGGUUUGCUUUGUGUGCUUUUAAAAAAUUCCAUUUAUGCAAUUUACUUGGAAUUUGCUUAGUCUACAAUAGGCCCGUGUAAUUUCCUGCUCCCUCCAGUAUAAUAAAUAAAAGAG